UGAAAAGAAGAAAAAAACACUCCUCACGGUGGUUUUCCUUCUUGUCUGAACGUGUCAAAUCUUUCUCACGCUGAGCUCACAACGCAGCCGACAGAGGGCGAUACAACAACUUCCGCUUUCGUUUGGCCGUCUGACCAAUGAGCUUCAAGAGCACCGCAGAGGUGGGCGGGACCGGAGCAAACGCAAACAUGGCGGCGUCCGUAGAUGAUGAUUUUGAGUUUAAUAACCAGGACUACUACUCUCUGCUCAACGUCAGGAAAGAGGCUACAUUGGAGGAGCUAAAGGCGUCAUAUCGGAGGCUGUGUAUGCUCUACCAUCCUGACAAACAUCGAGACCCCGAGCUUAAAAGCCAGGCUGAACAACUUUUCAACCAGGUGCACCAGGCAUACGAAGUGCUGAGCGAUGCUCACUCCAGAGCCAUCUAUGACAUCUUUGGGAAGAAAGGACUGGAGGUGGAAGGCUGGGAGGUGGUGGAGAGGAAGAGAACUCCAGCAGAAAUUCGAGAGGAGUACGAAAGGCUGCAGAGAGAACGAGAAGAGAGAAGACUGCAGCAAAGAACUAACCCUAAGGGAACCAUCAGUGUCGGUGUAGAUGCAACAGACCUGUUUGAUCGCUAUGAUGAGGACUUUGAAGAGAUGCCAGGAGGAGGGUUUCCUCAUAUUGAAAUCAACAAGAUGCACAUUUCCCAGUCCAUAGAGGCUCCUUUGACGAACUCUGACACAGCAGUGCUGUCUGGCUCACUCUCAACACAUAACGGGAAUGGAGGGGGCAACAUUAACAUGACUGUACGAAGGGUUACGUCAGCCAAGGGCUGGGGAGAGGUGGAGUUGGGUGCAGGAGACAUACUUGGACCUCUCAUUGGGUUAAAAGUGUUCCGCAACGUCACUCCACGGUGUUUCUUAACAGCCCAGUGCGGUCUGCAGUUUUCUCCUCGGGGUUUACGGCCCAGCUGUUCUCUGAUGACGGCACGCCACCUGGACCAAAACACCAUGGGUUAUCUGCAGUGGCGCUGGGGGCCCAAUAGCGCCAUGACCACUAGCCUGGUCCGAGACACAAAGAGCAGCCACUUUACUCUAGCUCUGCAGCUGGGUGUGCCCCACUCUUACCUGAUGAUGAGCUACCAGUACAAGUUCCAGGAUGAAGACCAGACUAAAGUUAAAGGCUCUGUUAAGACAGGCUGGUUUGGUACUGUGGUGGAAUAUGGAGCAGAGAGGAAGAUCAGCCGACACAGUGUCCUGUCAGCCACUGUCAGCAUCGGGGUCCCACAGGGAGUCACACUCAAGAUCAAGUUGGCGCGCGCCAGUCAGACGUACCUGUUUCCAAUCCAUCUGACAGAUCAGCUGCUGCCCAGCGCUGUCUUCUACGCCACCGUGGGACCUCUGCUGCUCUACGUGGCUAUCCACAGACUGAUCGUCAUCCCAUAUACACAAGCACAGAAAGAACAAGAGCUGGAGUUGCAGAGGAAGAGCUCUGCCACAGACAUCGCCAAGAAGAAGCAGGAGGCAGAGUCUGCCGUUCUGCUGAUGCAGGAGUCUGUGAGGAGAAUCAUAGAAGCGGAAGAAUCCAAGAUGGGUCUGAUCAUCCUGAAUGCCUGGUAUGGAAAGUUUGUGUCAGACACCAGCCAGAAGCAGGAGAAAGCGAAGGUCAUUGACGUCACUGUGCCGCUACAGUGUCUGGUCAAGGACUCCAAACUCAUUCUCACCGAGUCCUCUAAGGCAGGAUUGCCCGGCUUCUAUGACCCCUGUGUAGGAGAGGAGAAGAGUCUUAAAUUACUGUACCAGUUCAGAGGUGUCAUGCACCAAGUCAUCUCUGCAGACACUGAUUCUCUACGGAUACCCAAGCAAUCUCACAGAAUUGAAUCUGAGUCCUAGGAGCCCAUCACUGUUGGAACACCAGAGGGCAAAUGCAGAUAAAAACAGACUUUGUGUAAACAAAGGGGACACACCAACAAUAAGUCUGUUUCUCUCCUCUGGUCCUCUUCUGUCAUGGUAUUAGUGAAUCUGUUUAUCGAGUUCCUCCACUCCUCCCUUUCCUGUGGGCCAUCUCUGAGGUUCAGCAGAAUACAGGAGUCAGCUCAAAGUUUCUACAAGCUGUCACGCCUUUGUGUCUCUAGUCUGCUACACCUGACAAGGCUGCUCUAAUAUCUGCCUACUGCAGGAGAUCAGACAUUGGCCCUGAACAUAGUUUUAUAUAUACUGUAUGUACUAUACAGAGGGACCGCGGACGUGGUGACCAUUGUCAUUAAUGAUGAGCUAACGGAGAUACAUUUAAAGAUGUGUCUUGACAUUUGUUAUGUCAAGUAUAUACAAAUGAGCUGUAGUUUUAUCUCAUAUCAUUAUAGUCCUUUAUGUAUCUCACCCUGGUAGGUUUGAAACUAAUAAUGUUAUAACAUACCAGUCAUUUCACUAUAUUAAUGUGUAGAGUAACACUAUGCAGGAUCACGUCUCAGCGACCCUAAGGCUGGCCAGGGCUGAUGAUUGACUGUGUAACUCAUGUUUUUUGUUUACUAGUGGAAAUGUCUCAACCUCAUGUAUUAUGUCUGCUGCUCAUGGGAGUGCCAGUCAGCAGGUAUACACUGGUGCUCAAAACAUAUAUCUGUGAGGAGGGGGUGGGUGUUGGUAUAUGGAAGUUGGUGGAGGUAUUGCACAGGGAGGGAAAGUCAUAGAGAUGCCCUUUGAUGGUCGUGAUCCAACCAAGGAGAGACAGGCUUGACUUCUUCAUUUUUAAAAUCUCAGACCAGGCUGCAAUUUAAAGUCUGAAAUUCUGCUUAGAUUUGAUUUGAUUUGUCGGUCCUUAUUGAUUAUCUCAGUGCAGCUGCAGCCAAAACAGAUCUUUUUUUACUGUGAUUUUUAAUUCAGUGAAGGUUAUAGUUUGUAUUUCACUGGUGUACAUCGAGUACGAAGCUAUGGUUCAUGGUUGGGCUACGAUCAGUAGAGGGCGUGGGUCAACACUUUCCCUCAUGAAGGCUGUUUGCUGCUGAGGCAAUCACUGUGACAAGACAAUAACUUGUUUCUGGAGAUGACCUGAGACACACUAAAACAAUUUUACUGAUUAUGGCACAUUUACACAGUUACAUUUGUUUGACUUUGUUUUAAUUUGUACACCAACAUGUGCCAUGUCUUUUAAUUUGAUGUUUUCUGUCCCUCUUUUUUUUUUUUAAUUUAAGAAUAUAGAAUUAAAUUUAUCUUAUACAUGGUAAUCUAUAAGAUGUGACUUGUAAGAUAAAACCAUAUUAAUAAUAAUCCACACAGUGACUUACCUCUGCUGUAGCUAUUUUCUUAUCAGAGUGAGGAUGAUAUAGGAAAAAUUAUUAAUAUCAUGCACUUUCUGUUCAGAUAUAACAACAACAGCACAUUACAGCUAUGAACCCAUGUUUAAUGAGACUUUAUUCUUUAUUCUAUUCCCACUCUGUUUAUUUGUCAGCAUUUGUAAGGGUGGAUUGACACCAACUACAAAUUGUAUUUUACUGAAUACAAAGGUAAUAUUUUGCACAAAAUGUACAGUAUUUCAAACAAAUAUUAGAGGCUAGUUAUCAUGAUAAUAGUGCUGAAGCCUCAACAUGAAGCUGUACUGAACUCCAGAGUUUGGAUCUGAGUCCUGUUGUCCUCAUAUGAUGCCCUCCUUUGGCUUUUUUUGUUUUAAAACAUUGUUGUGAUUGACCUGCAAGUUCCAAAAGUGUGGAAAGCAUUUAGCCAUAUUUUGGUAUUUAGUUGGAGGGAUCUUUACUGUGAUAUCAGUAGCAUUUUUUGCGAUGGGGUCACUAUCACAGCAGCCAUUUUGCACUGAUUCUGUGUGUAGUGUGGGUCUUCUUGUUUUAAAAGUGUGCUGUAAGGUAUUUUGACAGGUCAUCUGUUCACCUCUGCUCUAGUGCCACCAUGAGGCCAGCAGAAAGACUGCUCCCCGCUGUUACACUCCAACCCAUCUUCCAAACUGACUCACAUUAGUAUGUAAAUGUACUGUACGGUUGAGGAGCCUGUUUGUUCUCUGUCCUGUAAAGACUACAAUAAAUAUGAACUGAUCA
Messenger RNA from Larimichthys crocea (large yellow croaker), 4021 nucleotides. RefSeq names its product dnaJ homolog subfamily C member 11. Gene Ontology annotation, biological process: cristae formation. The transcript is spliced from 16 exons. The record is from RefSeq and is a predicted model, not a curated record. Bases 138 to 1871 code for a protein of 577 amino acids. Lineage: Eukaryota; Metazoa; Chordata; Actinopteri; Sciaenidae.